This is a messenger RNA of Drosophila melanogaster (fruit fly), 6818 nucleotides long. RefSeq names its product sidestep VI (gene side-VI). Gene Ontology annotation, biological process: animal gross anatomical part developmental process. The record is from RefSeq and is marked reviewed. Lineage: Eukaryota; Metazoa; Arthropoda; Insecta; Diptera; Drosophilidae. Bases 1580 to 4843 code for a protein of 1087 amino acids. The transcript is spliced from 17 exons. Gene Ontology annotation, cellular component: membrane.
AGUACUGAAAAGGUCGUGGAUUUGUGUAGUUGUCGUGCUCCGUUGCCGCCGUUUGUCGUUCUCGUUUUCGUUGUCGUGUUGUCGUUGUCGUUGUCGCUGUCGUACGGGCGGCAUCGCAUCGCAUCGCAUCGCCUCACAUCGCGUAGCCGCAGUGUUGACCGUCCGCAUCCGCAAACUGGCGAACGAAGCAAUUGGGCUGGAAAUCAAGAAACAAGUGCCACCCAACCUAGUCAAAAGUAUAUAUCUCAAUCGGUUAUCGCAAUUGUUGAAUGCUGAAUAUACAACAACCAAAUAAAAAUAGAAAAACGUCAAGCGAGACGAGAGUGCACGUGCUAGAAGUAGAAGUAGAAACAUCUCAAACGCCUGCGUUAAGUUUCUGAAUGUGUUGUUAUGCAAAUCGCGUCCUUUUUGGCUUGAGGCAACAAUACAGUGAGUGUAUGUGAGUGAGUGCGAUUGGGAGCGUGUAUGUGUGUGCCGCAGUUACAGUGUACGACUAUAUAUAUGUGCGCUUGUGUACGCGCCCACAAUGCAUAAAUCAAAAUACACAUUAUUGAGCCAUAAAUAAAGUUCGCAUCGGCUGCUACUUUAAAUAUUGGCCUCGCGGCUGGCGGCGAUUCGAAGACGAGAAAGUUAGCAGCAGAAGCAAAGCAAAAGCAAGGCCGACGAAAUCGAAAUUUAUGCCUCGCACCCGCCAAAUACUUUGCCAUAUUUUUUGCUCAAUUGCCUGCCGCUGCUCCUCCAACUCCUUCAGCUCCUUUUCAUAUGAUGUGUGUGCGUCUCGCUGGCUGCAUAAAAACUCGCUUAAUGCCAACACGCCCUCUACAGGAGCAAUAAGCAAUAAGCACAGCAGCAGCAACAACUCCAUUUCCUCCUAACCCCUGAGGGCUGAUUUUAUUACAAAGGCCGUAAAAAACGCCAAAAAGCGGAGUAAACGCCACAGCAAAAGGAUACAAUACGGCCGAAACAGGGUUAUCACUCGAAGAGGAAAGGACACGGCGAAGCUCCAGGAUGCGAGGCAAAAGGAUUUGAAAUUACAUUUUUAAUGCCGAGCGGGCAAGAAAAAGAGCGCGAAAUGAGCAGCACGUGCGCGCUUUAUUUUAAAUAUUUAUAAACAAACAACACACGCGCACACCGACCAACACGCUUAUCCACACACACACACACACACACACAAAUUUAGGUGACCAAAGUUAAGCCUCGUCAAAUUCUAUUAAAAAUUCAUCUUAACGGUUAUGCGUUUUGUACAAACAGUCGAGCGGCUAAGGAGCCGGGCAAAAAAUGUUUGUAAAUAUUAAAAUGAAUUUAUGUGCAGAGCAAAAGUUUUUAAUUAAGUGAAAAGCGAAAAGCCGAGUGGAAACGAUAAAAACGACCGGCCAAACAGGAAGGAAUCAUCGAGAGUGUGAAUUAGAGCAGCGAGCUUACAUAUUUGAAGCGAUGUUCGAGCAGCCAGAGCCCAAUUUAUUUGCAUACCUAAUGCUCGUGCAGUGAGCCUCGGCAAAUUGCGAAGCCCAGCGCAGAAUACUAACCAAACAGUUAACCAAUAAUUGGCCAAUCGGAUCGGGAGCAGCCAGCUAUAACCAUGUCCUUCACCGGUCCAAUCCUAAUAUGCCUGAUCAUGGGAGCCAUUACCCAUGCAAAUUCGCACGAGCAUGCCGAUGGCUUUAAGCCAGAUGGUGAAAUCCUGCGCGUUCUGGUGAACAGCUCGGCACAAAUCAAAUGCGAUGUGGGCUCCAGCCAGGCCGAUGACAAAGUGCUUCUGGUUGUUUGGUACAAGAAUAAUUUACCCAUUUACAGCUACGACACACGUGGCGCCCACGCUGGCACCCCAUCCCAUUGGCGUGACGAGGAGGUCCUUGAAGAUCGGGCCGUAUUUCGAACGCACAAGGAGCCGGCGGAAUUGAUUAUAAAUCCGGUUAAGGAAAAGGAUGCGGGCAACUUUCGGUGUCGCGUGGACUUCAAGCUUUCGCAGACCCGCAACAGCAAUGUCAAUUUGGAGGUUGUCGUGCCGCCAACGCAGCCGAUUAUCUUCAAUGAACGCCGCCUGCGAAUCGAUUCGAGAGCAGGUCCUUAUGAAGAAGGUGGCAGCCUGGAAGUCACCUGCGUUGUUUACGGAGGCUCUCCGCCGCCGACAGUCAUUUGGCUGAUGAAUGGGCAGCUGCAGAACAGCGUUGUCGAUUACACAUACGAUGGCGCCAUCAACAGCAAGCUGGUGGUACGCAACCUGUCAAGAAUCCACCAGCAUGCGGUCUACACCUGCCAGGCCAGCAAUUUCCACAAGAAAUAUGUGGCCACCAACAUAACGAUCGACCUAUACCUGCGCCCUCUGUUGGUGGAAAUCAGCUUCAAUAAUCAGCCGAUGUCAGCGGAUCGAAAGUAUGAGAUCGAGUGCCAGGCGAUCGGAUCGAGGCCACCGGCCAAAAUCACCUGGUGGAUGGGCAAUCUCGAGCUGCAUGGCCAUAGCCAGAAGGUUUCGGAGGAUGGCAAUGUCAGCACAUCGGUGCUCUCGAUCACACCCACAAGAGAGGACCAUGGCAAGGCUUUAUCCUGCAGGGCAACCAAUGAACUCGUUCGAAAUGGCAUUCGAGAAACGGCCAUGAAGUUGAAUGUGUUCUUCAUUCCCACCUUGCAGCUGGACCUGGGCUCCAAUCUGAAUCCGGAGGAUAUCGAGGAAGGCGAUGAUGUCUACUUUGAGUGUAAAGUGCAUGCAAAUCCGGCUGCUUAUAAAGUUGUAUGGAAGCAUAAUCAUCAAAUCAUCCAGCACAACCAGCGAGCGGGCGUGAUUGUCAGCAGCGGAGAUCUGGCGCUCCAGGGCGUCACUCGUCACCAGGCUGGAAACUACACCUGCACCGCCUCGAACGUGGAGGGCGAUGGGGAUUCCAAUGUGGUCGAGCUGAAAGUGAUGUAUAAACCAAUUUGCCGGCCCGAUCAAAAGAAAAUCUAUGGAGUAGCGCGAAACGAGGCCGCCGAAAUAGUGUGCGAAGUGGAUGCCUUUCCGCCGCCGGAGAACUUCAAGUGGUCCUUCAACAACACGGCGGAGACCUUCGACAUGCCGCAGAGCGGUUUCCGGCCCCAUUCUGCCCAGGGUUCGACCCUCACCUACACCCCCGUCAAGGAAAUGGACUUUGGCACCAUCAUGUGCUGGGCCGACAACAAUGUGGGUCAGCAGAAGGAGCCCUGUGUGUUCCAUUUGAUAGCCGCUGGCAAACCGGAAGCGCCCACCAAUUGUACGGUGGUCAAUCAAACGUCCGACUCGCUGGAGGUUUAUUGCAUUGAAGGAUUCGACGGCGGAAUGCGGCAGUGGUUCCUCAUGGAAAUCUUCGAUCAGCACAGUGGUCAGCUUCAGGCCAACAUUAGUGCCAAGUUUGCGGCCCUGAGUGUCACGGGUCUGGAUGCAGGUCGUCUCUUCCGGAUCUAUGUGUAUGCCGUCAAUGGACGAGGACGCAGCGAUGCCAUUGCCCUCGAUGGAUACACUUUGAAGGCGGCCGAAAAGCAAACCGUUGCCUUGACCUCCUACAAGGGCAGUGCCCAGAGUCCGGACAACUUUGAGCUGACACCGAUCCUGUCGAUUGGCAUCUUCGUUGGCAUCCUGGUGGCCAUCGUGUGCAUCGGAAUCGGAACAAUUGCCGCACUGAAGUUGCGCUCGCACAAGCAUCAGCAGCAACAGAAAUUCGUACAUCCCAAUGCGAAAUUCUCACGUCCGGGCAAUUUGCAAAUUAAGGACAAAAUCUCAUUGCCAUUGAGUCACUCCGAGGAGAUGUACGACGAGAAGAAUCCCGAUGUUGUGCCCUACAAUGAGGUUGAUGGCGAAUAUAAACAAAAAUCAGCAACACAAACGCCAUCGGGACAUCUCUCGACGACCAGCGAGGUGGAAAUCAGCUGCAAGCCAGGCUCAACAUCCGGCACCGGAAUCGUCCAGGCCAAUUCGGCGGACAGUGGCACCUAUCAGAGCAGCAAGGACGAUGAGCUGCACUACGCGGAGCUGUCGCUGACCAACAUGCCAUCUGGCAGCAGUGGCGCCUCCAAGAAGGGUCAGCCCAUGGGCGGGGUGGGGGUGGUGCAGCACGUGGUGCAGCAGCAGCAGCAGCAGCAGCAGGGGCAGGUUCAGCAUCCCCACCAGCUGCUGGGUGGCACCUUGCCACACGGCUCCAGUAUGCGGAAGCUGCUGCCCACCAUUCCGGCGACGGCGACGCUGCAGCGCCAUAAGCCAAAUGCGGGCGGAAUGCAGCAUCCGCACCAGCACGCUCCGCCGCCCACGUACGACUACGAUUACUUUGAGGAGCCAACGAUAUAUGCGCAAAUCGAUGCGUACAAGACGAUGCAGGUGGACACAGGAGUAGUUGUGGCAGGUGUUGGUGCCGGAGCAGGAUCGGGUGUCAACGGUGCGGGGGCAAGCAUUUCAUCGCCGGGGUCGCAUGGCACUCCCUCGACGGUGUCGCCUGGAACCGUGCAAAUGUACACCCUGCCCCAGCAUCCCGGUGGCUACCACACACUGCCGCACAAUCAUCACGCACAGCAGCAGAUGGCGGGCGGUCCGCAGAACUCCGCUUCGAUGAUGCAAAUGAUGCAGCAGCAGCAGCAGCAGCAACAGCAAAUGCACCACCAUCCUGCGUCCAAUAUGCCGCCCUCCUACCAGCAACACCAGCAGCAACAGCAGCAGCAGCAAAUGGCCCAUGGCCAGAUGCUGGUAUCGAGCAACAGCAGCGGAUUGGCCUCCACCACGGCGGCCGUGGCCAGUCCCAGUAGCUCAUUAUCGGGACUCUCGGGCGUGGGCAAGUCCUAUUCGCGCGAAAUAGUCACCGUUCGCACCCCGCUCAUGUACUCGCAGCAGGAGAGCUGCGUCUAAGGUCUCCCUGGCAUCAUCUCGUGGAUUUUUCCAUAUUCAUACGCCCAGCCCCGAAUACCCGAAAUUUCCCAAUUUAGCUAGUUAUGUAAGUCUUGAGCUCUUCGUGGUUGGUGUCUAGGCUAAGUGUUGCCAAAACGAAUUGAAGUGAAUUGCAUUGCGUUCUGAAGAAUUGAAGGGAUUCGUUUGUGUGCUCGUCGAGGAACUGAAUAUAUUUUAAUACAAAGCUCAUACAAAGGCUGCCACAAAUCUUCUGCACCGAGCAUUACAUUCCUAUAAUAUGAAAAAAUCGGUUAUCUUAUCAAUGUGCAACCAUUAAGCCCAAAUUUAUAAUUCGGGAAUUGAAUUAUUGAGUUAUGCAUAUUUAAUUUUAUAUAUAUAUGCGGCUGCUGCGGCAGUAACAUAUCAUGAGAUUAUAAUUUAGGUGUACAUACGAACGAAAAAUGUUUAAUUAAUGCGUCAUAAAAAUAUAACGAUUAUAUAAAACACCCAAGCUGGCAGAGAUUUGGCACAGAUUGCUACUUUUUUGAAUGCAGACAGAGAAAUGGUGGUAUUUAAUUUUUAUAUAUAUACUUUCAAACAAUUUAAAGAAAAGUGUAAUGCAGCAGAAGAAGAUUGUUCCUUCCUUACAGUAAGUACUCAGAUGGACGACACACAGCCUACGCCAUAUUUUUUCAUCAGAUUACUACACACUAACGAGAAGUAUAUAUUAAUUUCGAAGGGUACUUUGUAAAUGUUUGUAAAUGUCAGCUGAAGGAGCUGCAAUUUUUAGGAAUUGGGCUCAAUGAACGCAUACAACUAGAAUAAAUUUAGUAAGUAUAUCCUCCUUGACAUAAUAAUAAUAGACUUAAUGCUCACACUAACUCAACCGAUGAUGGGCGAGCAAUGCGAAAGCGCACCUUCUUGGCAAUUAUAUUGAAAAUUAAUUACAUUAUUCAAAUAUAUGGUAAACAAUAUAAAUAAAACGAACACUCACACCCCAACAGACACUCAUACACAAACAAACACACACACACACACACAAGCAAAUUAGCUGCAAUUAGCUUAGCAUAAAUGAAUACUAAGUAUUAAUGUGUAAAUAGCAAAAUCGUAAAUCAAAUGUAUUACAGAACCCAAAAGCAAAUCAAACAGAAGCGCUGCAAAUUAAUGAAUGUAAAUUAGUUGCACAUUCUAACCAAAAAACUCCCAAAGACUAUAAAUAACAAAAAGAAAACACAACAAGGACCUAUGGUUGGUAUGUAAAAUUUGAAAAUAACAAAAAUAACAAAAUCAAGAAAAACAAGUGGGAAAGUUGUUGUUUGUAAAUGGCAUUUAUAUAUCAAAUUGUAUUUUUUCUCUUCAAUGUUUGAACUGUGAAAAGGCAUAAAAGUAACAAAAUAAAUGCACAUUGUAAAUUAUUGUUACAUUUUAAUAUUUACGUUUUUAGUGAAUGGAGGAGAGAACACACACUAAGAAAAACAGAAAUCAAUAUUUCUAAAAAGUGUGUAUAAAACCAAAAGUUGAGCCGUAAGUGUAACAGACAGAUUAUUGGCCCAGCACGGCAAAGGCAAUUUCCAUUUCCAGCUAGUUAAGAUGAAAAUAAGAAAAUCGAAAAAAAAAAAAAACUAAAAAAAGAAACAAGUGAUUUCUCUUACAUCAAUUAGAACGAAAUACAAACAAACGUGCAUAUAUGGUUCGGUCAUCAUCAUCAUGUAUGCGUAUAUUUCUGCAUGUAAGUGUUCCAACCAAUCUGAAUAUAAACUAAGUGUAGCUAAUUUAACGUCUAAACGAAGCCAUAAAAGAUAAUUGUAAAAUAUAUUAAUGAUUUAGUUUAAAGCCAGGCAUAUACUCUACAAAUGAAUUAUGAAUGUAUGUUAUGAUUAAGCACUCGAAACGAUAUGGAAAAUACCCCAGCCCUAUCCCAGUGAAUACAAGGAAUACAAUAAUAACUUGAGACACAAGCAAACAACUGAAUGAACUCAACCAAAUAAAUCCAUAC